Messenger RNA from Nymphaea colorata (pocket water lily), 411 nucleotides. RefSeq lists its product as uncharacterized. Lineage: Eukaryota; Viridiplantae; Streptophyta; Magnoliopsida; Nymphaeales; Nymphaeaceae. Bases 1 to 411 code for a protein of 136 amino acids. The transcript is spliced from 2 exons. The record is from RefSeq and is a predicted model, not a curated record.
AUGCCCAACAAAUUGCUGACCUGCACCGAUGCAACUCACUGCGGUAGCUGCCGAACUGGAUUCAGUGGAGCUACCUGCGAGGCUUGCGCUACUGGAUACUCUGGAGCUGGAACUUGCGACACAUGCACCGAUGGCUACUUCAGAAACACUGUGAGCAGCACCUGCGAGGCAUGUUCUACAAAUUGCAAGGCCUGCACUAGCAGCUGCACACAUGCCAACAAAGUGCAUACCUGCACCGAUGCAAGUAACUGCGGUAGCUGCGUGACUGGAUUCGAUGGACCUACCUGCGAGGCUUGCGCUACUGGAUACUCUGGAGCUGGAACUUGCGACACAUGCACCGAUGGCUACUUCAGAAACACUGGAGCAGCACCUGCGAGGCAUGUUCUACAAAUUGCAAGCCUGUACUUCUAG